UUUUUAUCAGCUGUGUAUAGUAAAGUGUGGCCUGCGGUUUGUUUAUUUACAUUACAUUAUUAACAUUGUUGGAACGUUCUAGAAUUAUUAAAUUUAGUAACCUUCUUACUUUUCAAAGUUAUUUAUUGACCUUUUAAACACGAAGUGUUAUCUGAGUAAUAUCAGUUAUUAAUUGAUUAUAUCAUAAGUGAUAAAUAAAUAAGUUGCUACCUAAACAACGAUGUCAUUGUGGCAGACUACAAAACCUAUAUUUGGAGACGAAGUAGUUCUACGUUCUAUCGAUUGGCUGGAGAAUUUUACAUGGAGGAACGAAUCAACGAUAAAGAAAGAAAAGGACAAGUAUCGGAUAAGUUUGCAAGCUAAAGAUUUCUCACCCCAACAGAUUACUGUAAAAACUGUGGAUGGGUUUAUUAUAGUGGAGGGAAAACAUGAAGAGAAAAGGGAUGAGGAUGGUUAUAUUUCCCGGCACUUUGUGAGGAGGUACGCCUUGCCGGAGGGCUGUCCACCGGAAUCUGUGGAAUCGAGUUUGUCGUCGGAUGGGAUUUUAACUAUCACAGCGCCUAGAAAACCGGUCGCCCGUCGGGGUACCGUCAUACCAGUUUCUCACGAAGUUUCCAAUGUUAUAUCCAAAUUGUAAACAGUGUAAAAGUAGUCCAAACUCCAACAAUUAUUGUGAUAAACAUAUUGUUAUAAUACCUACCUAAAUAUAAUUUUUAUUUUAUGUGAAUAAAAAAUAUAUUUAGUGUCAAUUUACAGCUAACAGUAUGAUGGCUAUGGAUAAUAAAUAAUAAUACCUAUAAUUAAAAUAUCUUCUUGAUUAUUUGUA
Messenger RNA from Pararge aegeria (speckled wood butterfly), 826 nucleotides. RefSeq names its product protein lethal(2)essential for life-like. NCBI's taxonomy places the organism in Eukaryota, Metazoa, Arthropoda, Insecta, Lepidoptera, Nymphalidae. The coding region runs from base 221 to 637 and encodes 138 amino acids. The record is from RefSeq and is a predicted model, not a curated record. The transcript has a single exon. Gene Ontology annotation, molecular function: protein folding chaperone. Gene Ontology annotation, biological process: protein refolding; response to heat.